AUGAAAACUCUUGUAAUUAUUUUUUUGAACUUUGUCGUUACGUGUAAAUACAUUUGUGGUUACGAAAUAUUAGCAAUAUUUCCUCACAGUGCGCGAAGUCAUCAUAUUUAUUUCACGCCCCUAGUCGAGGAGUUGGCAACAAAGCGCCAUAACGUGACAGUAAUUAACUACCAUCCUGUGCAAAAACAACCAUUUCUCCGUCAAAUAUCUCUGCAAGAUAGACAAAAUGCGAGUGCAUGUGUUGAUAUAGAGAAACGCAUGCAAGUUCUUUCUGUAUCCGACUUCUCCUUGGCGUAUGCGACAGCACAGGUGUUCAAAAAUAUUGCGAAUACAAAUUGUCAGAAGUUAAUGAAGAAUCGAGAAGUGCAGGAUUUAAUACGGUCACGAGCACAUUUUGAUUUAGUUAUAGUUGAGCAGUUUGUGACAGAUUGUGGAUUAGCUGUUGCAUACAAGUUGAAUGCGCCGGCUAUAGGAAUAGCUGCCCAUAUUUUGAGCCCAUGGACCUACUCAAGAUUGGGUGCGCCUAACAACCCAGCAUACGUACCGAACCACUUCUUUGGAUCUGGAACGAAACCGGACUUAUUUAAUAGAAUAAAAAGUGUUCUAAUAAACUUCGGUAUGAACAUGUACUACACUCAUGUGAUACAGAGGAGUGACCAAGAGAUUGUAAAUGCAGUGUAUCCCGAUACGCCACUGUUGGAAGAUCUAGGGAAGAAUAUGUCUCUUAUAAUGAUAAAUCAGUAUUUUACUUUGACGAGUCCACGUUUGUACAGUUCUAACGUGGUUGAAGUUGGUGGGAUGCACAUAAAUCCUAAUUAUCCCAUAGAAGACAAGAGCUUAAUCAACUUUUUGGAUUCCGUCAGCAAUGGAGUGGUUUACAUCAGUUUCGGAAGCGUGGCAUCUAACUUUCCUCCUAGAAUAACAAAUGAAAUAAGAAGAUUCGUUGAAAAGAGCAAUAUGCGAUUUAUCUGGAAGUCGGAAAUAACCGACUGGGUUCCUCCUAGCAACGUUUUUGUAGGAAAAUGGAUGCCACAAGCAGCCGUCCUAUGUCACCCAAAAGUGGUUGGGUUUAUAUCACACUCUGGGAUGCUAAGUACAUCAGAAGCUAUGCAUUGUGGCGUGCCUAUCAUAAGUGUACCUUUGUUUGGAGAACAGUUUGCGAAUGGAAAGUCUGCUGUCGAAAGCGGUUUGGGAGUUUCUUUAGAUAUAUUGACUUUGAAUGCACAAGUUCUUGAAGAGGCCUUACAAACCAUACUCAAAGAACAGUACCAGAAAAAAGCGAAGGAACUAUCACAGCUCUGGAAGGACAGGCCGCUGUCUCCAAUGGAGACAGCCAUCUUCUGGAUUGAGUAUGUGGCUCGAAAUAAGGGUGCAGUCAACUUGAAGCCACCGACAGUGGACAUGCCACUGUAUCAGUACUUGAUGAUCGAUGUGGCGUUCAUAAUAGCUUCAUCAGUUGUAAUAACUUUCUACAUCUCAGUGAAAGUCUUAUCGCUAGUUUUAAUAGCUGUCUUUGGAAAACACAAACUAAAACGAAAGAAGGUAGAUUAA
Molecule: messenger RNA, 1551 nt
Organism: Spodoptera littoralis (African cotton leafworm)
Lineage: Eukaryota; Metazoa; Arthropoda; Insecta; Lepidoptera; Noctuidae
Source: the annotation of a GenBank genome assembly